UGAAUUAAUAAAUGAUAAGUUUGGAGAAUCACCGAACUCUGAGCUUCCAAAUUACUAAAGGCAACAUCAAAAAACUCGAAACUAAUUAAAGUUAAAGCAGAGAAGAGCAGAGAAUCAUCUCUCUCUGCAAGAACAAGAAGAGAAGAGACGAGAGGGAGGAGAAAGUUGAACACUUUUCUCCUUUAUUACUAUUGCUGGAACAAUCUCCUUCUCUCUCUCUCUCUUCUUUGAAGGCAAGAAGAAGAAAAGAAAAGCGCUCUCUUCUUCAUCUUGUUGCUUUGUGAGAAGAGAAGAGAGAUGUUUGGGUGCAAUAGUUUAUGCUGGGAUUCUUCUGUCCCUGAAUUCACUGACCCUGAUCCACUUCCCUUCUCUCUGCCUUCGCCCCUUCCUCAAUGGCCACAAGGUGGUAGUUUUGCAAGUGGAAGAAUAUGCCUUGGAGAAAUAGAAGUUGUAAAAGUAAACAAUUUUGAGAAGGUUUGGAGAUGCACAAGUUUGAAUGGGAAAUCGCUUGGUUUCACAUUUUAUAGACCUUUGGAAAUUCCUGAAGGCUUUUUCUGCCUUGGUUACUACUGCCAGUCCAAUCACCAGCCAUUGAGAGGAUAUGUUCUUGUGGCCCGUGAAACUAGUUUCGAUGCCUCCGUGUUAGAAUCUCCUGCUCUGGAAAAGCCACUUAACUACUCGUUAAUAUGGAGCCUGGAUUCACAUGAUGAGUGUGUUUACUUUUGGUUGCCAAACCCUCCAACAGGUUAUAAAGCCAUGGGCAUAGUAGUUACUAGCAGUCCUAAGGAACCUGAAGUUGAAGAAGUUAGAUGCGUGCGAGAUGAUCUCACAGAAACUUGUGAGACUUCUGAUCUGUUACUGACUGUAAAGUCAAAAUAUGCAAAAGAUUCAUUUCAGGUUUGGAACACACAACCCUGUGAUAGAGGUAUGUUAGCUAGAGGUGUAGAUGUUGGGACAUUCUUCUGUGGCAGUACCUAUUUUGAUUCUGAGCAAGUGGUGGAUAUCGUGUGCUUGAAGAAUCUUGAUUCUUCCUUGCACGCGAUGCCAAAUCAGAACCAGAUUCAUGCACUUAUUCAGCAUUAUGGUCCCACUGUAUACUUCCAUCCUGAUGAGAAGUACUUGCCAUCAUCAGUGCAAUGGUUUUUUAAGAAUGGAGCAGUUUUGCAUGCAGCAGGCAAUAAGAAAGGUAUAGCUAUAGAUUAUCAGGGCUCAAAUUUACCUAGUGGAGGAACAAAUGAUGGUGCAUUUUGGAUUGAUUUGCCUACUGAUGGAGAUGCAAGAAACAAUCUAAAGAAGGGAAACAUAGAGAGUGCUGAACUCUAUGUUCAUGUGAAACCAGCAUUGGGAGGAGCCUUUACUGAUAUUGUGAUGUGGGUUUUUUGCCCCUUCAAUGGACCUGCCACCCUUAAAGUGGCAUUGAUGAACAUUGAGAUGAGCAAGAUAGGAGAACACGUAGGUGAUUGGGAGCACUUUACCCUUCGUAUAAGCAACUUCACCGGAGAGCUAUGGUCUGUUUACUUCUCUCAGCAUAGUGGAGGUGGAUGGAUACAUGCAUUUGAUCUGGAGUUUAAUAAGGGGAAUAAGCCAAUUGUUUAUUCAUCAAAAGAUGGCCAUGCUAGCUUCCCUCAUCCCGGGACGUACCUUCAGGGAUCAUCCAAACUAGGAAUAGGAGUACGCAAUGAUGCAGCUCAAAGCAAAUUUAUUGUGGAUUCGAGUGUCAAAUAUCAGAUUGUUGCGGCCGAGUAUCUUGGUGAAGGAGUCAUUACAGAACCAUGUUGGUUGCAGUAUAUGAGAGAGUGGGGUCCUACCGUUGUAUAUGAUUCACGGUCUGAGAUAGAGAAGAUAAUAAAUCUGCUUCCACUAUUUGUUAGAUUUUCUGUGGAGAACUUAUUUGAACUAUUUCCAACUGAGCUUUAUGGUGAGGAGGGGCCAACUGGUCCAAAGGAGAAGGAUAACUGGCUAGGAGAUGAAUAUUGCUAGUUCUGCUUCCUCUCUCGUUUUAGCGGGAAAGGAAUGCAAACUGAUUAAGGUAAUAUCUUUAUGUCCUGGUAUUAGUAUGUGUUAUGUAUGUCAUUGUGGGAGAGGUGAAAUGGAGCAAGACAUCAACAUCAUCAUCAUCAUCAAUCAAUUGUAAAGGGGGUGUACCUUACAUAGUAGCAACUUAUGUCAUUCUUGGUGACCUGAAGAACUAUAGUUCUCUGAUGUUUGAGUUGCUUAAAACAAUAUACAUAGCUACACAAAAAUUGUGAGUAGAAUGAUAGCAAUAUACAUUCUAAUACACUCUUUGUUAUUAGCUGAGAAUUAUUUAGACUCACAAAUGAUGUGGGGCUCACUUCCUAUUGGAUGAGUUUCUCUUAUUAUUUUGUGAUUCUUAAUAAAUUUUAAUCAAUUACAAAAAGUGCAUUAGAAAGAAUGUGUUCCUAGCUUAAACUAUAAACUUGUAUGAGCUAGAGUUCUCGGUUGUAUACACAUUUCUGAUCUCUUUGUAUGAUAAUCUUGUUGCCAGUGUUUAGUGGGAAAUAUGAAUUUUUUUUGCUAGUA
Messenger RNA from Glycine soja, 2541 nucleotides. RefSeq lists its product as uncharacterized. The record is from RefSeq and is a predicted model, not a curated record. The coding region runs from base 298 to 1980 and encodes 560 amino acids. The transcript is spliced from 2 exons. Lineage: Eukaryota; Viridiplantae; Streptophyta; Magnoliopsida; Fabales; Fabaceae.